AUGACUUCGAAUGAACUCCUUAUUAACGUCAAAGAUCAUGGUGGUAUAGUAGAUCUGCAGAAGAAUAGAGUCAAAUGUAAUUAUUGUGACAAAGUUGUCAGUGGCUUCAGUCGCCUCAAAUACCACUUGGGAGGCAUUCGGGGGGAUGUGAUCCCUUGCUUAGAAGUUCCAACUGAUGUGAAGGAAAUGUUCAAUAACGAGGUUUCUCUAAAGAAACAGGUAAACUUAAGCAAGGAAAUUGGAGAAUUGUACCACUCGAGCUUUCCAUUGAAGAGAAAUAAGAGCCCUCGGACAGAAUCAAUAAAGCGCAAUAUGAUAGAUCUCAUCGAGACUGGGAGUUCUGGGACUAAACGGCAUCGUAAAAGGGACAACCAAUCAGAUAACAGUGUGACAGAAACCAUCCCUUCUCCUGAGAGAGUGGUUUUAGAGAUGCCUGCCAAUAGCACUAGAGAUCCGUCAUUGGACAAGGCUAAAAAAAGUAUAGGUAGAUAUUUCUAUGAGACGGCAACUGAUUUUAAUGUUGUCAAAUCAUGUAGCUUUCGCACAAUGAUUGAUUCCACCCUUGGUCAUGGGAAGAUAAUUCCCAGCUGUGAGGAGUUAAAAGGGUGGAUCCUUGAGGAUGCUGUAAAAGAGAUGCAAAAUUUUGUGAAGGAUAUAAGAACUUCAUGGACAAGUACAGGUUGCAGCAUUGUACUGGAUGGUUGGGUAGAUGAGAAAGGUCGAGACCUUGUGAAUAUUUUAGUGAAUUGCCCCAAGGGUGCAGUUUAUCUUAGAUCAUCUGAUAUUUCAGCUUUUGUUGGGGAUGUUGAUGCGAUGUUAUUGUUCCUCGAGAAGGUUCUGGCAGAAGUUGGGGUCGAGAAUGUGGUUCAAGUCAUUACAUAUUCGACAUCAUCCUUCAUGAAAGAAGUGGGCGAGCGGCUGACAAACAAGCACAGACAUGUUUUCUGGACAGUGAGUGCUUCUACCUGCUUAGAACUAAUGUUAGAGAAAUUUGAAAGUAUGAUUUUCGUUGGAGAUAUAUUGGAGAAGGCCAGAAAGAUAACAAGCUUCGUUCAGAACCACCCAAGUGCCCUGAAACUUCUGAGAGCUUAUACUCGGGUAGAUAACCUUGAAAAGCCUUCCAAAAUUAGGUCGACAGAGCCCUACUUGACCCUUGAGAAUAUUGUUUUGGAGAAGAAGGGUUUGGAAAACAUGUUCUCUUCAUUUGAGUGGAGAACCUCAGAUCUGUCAGAUUCCAUCGAUGGAAAAAAUGUCGUUUACUUGGUGGCAGAUCCUACUUUUUGGAAUGGGGCAUUAGUGGUUUUGACAGUGGCUAUUCCUAUAGUACGGGUGUUAUGCUUGAUAAACAAGAACAAUAAGCCUCAAAUUGGUCUUAUAUACAAAACAAUGGAUCAAGCCAUGAAAACAAUCAAAGAGGGGUUCAAAAACAAGGAAAGCCAGUAUAUGCCGUUCUGGAAAGAAAUAAAUGAGAUUUGGAACACGCAUCUCCACAGCCCACUUCACUGUGCCGGUUACAAUUUAAAUCCUAAUCUUUUUUAUACAGACGGUUUCAAAAAUGAUUUAAAAGUUUGCCGUGGACUUUUUCUUUCUGUUAUCAAGAUGGGUGGAGAUAGCCACGUUCAAGAGCUAAUAAUGACCCAGUUUCAAGAUUAUUUAAUGGCAGCGGAUGCUUUCAGUGUGGGAUCCAAAUGCCUAUCAGAUGUUUCACCAGCACUCUGGUGGACAAAUUUUGGAGAAAAAUAUCCUGAAUUGCAACGAAUGGCAACUCACAUUCUUAGCCAGAGUUGCGAUGGUGCCUCGAAAUUCAAGUUGAAAAGGAGUUUGGUCGAGUUGUUACUCACAAAGGGACAGAAUUGUAUAGAGCAGCAGACAUUGAGGGAUCUGACAUUCGUCCAUUAUAAUUUGCAGCUACAGAAUUUUGAGACGAGUGAGAGCAUAUACUUCUCUGCCAGUGAGAUCGAACCAAUUAAGGAUUGGAUGGUCGACGAACCACAAAGUGGUGACAGAGUCCUUUUCACAGACAAGAACUUCGUGGAAGAUUUUGGCUUCUUUGUAGGGUUGGAGGGUGGUUUUGUUCAGACGAUCCAAAAGACUCCGUUCCAAUCCCUGAAGAAGAGCUACAGCUUAAUGGGAGGCGUUUACAGAGUCAUGAUAGUACCCAAGGAGGAGCUGGAGCUUCAAUCUCACUCUCACGCGCUUUCACUUUCGCAUAUUAACAGGGAAUUUCAUCUCGAGCUUCCAUUUCGUGUACCCAAUAUUGGAGAAGCCUUUCAGGAUAUUCUGAGAAGUAGAGAAGCUGGUGAGUUCCUUAGUGGUGCUUUAGCAGGGGCCAUGACCAAAGCCAUUCUCGCUCCUCUUGAGACCAUCAGGACGAGAAUGGUGGUUGGUGUUGGGUCUAGAAACAUUUAUGGUAGUUUCAUUCAGAUUGUUGAACAGCAUGGUUGGAAAGGCCUGUGGGCUGGAAACGCAAUCAAUAUGCUGCGCAUAGUUCCCUCCCAGGCAAUUGAGCUUGGAACAUUUGAGUGCGUCAAACGUACAAUGAUAUCAUUACAAGAGAAUUGGAGUCAGACUGAAUGCCCACAGUUGCAAAUUGGUCAUGUCAGUUUGAAAUUUUCUCUCUCAUGGCUUUCUCCGGUUGCCAUGGCUGGUGCAGCUGCUGGGAUUGUUAGCACGCUUGUAUGCCACCCUCUUGAAGUUUUAAAGGACAGAUUGACUGUAAGACCUGAAUGUUAUCCGAGUCUAAGUAUUGCAGUACACAAGAUUUACGAGGAUGGUGGUAUUGGUGCUUUCUACUCUGGUAUUUCACCCACAUUGAUCGGCAUGCUCCCAUAUAGCACUUGUUACUACUUCAUGUAUGAGACAAUGAAGAACUCAUACUGUCUGGCAAAGAAGAAGAAAUCUUUAACUCGUGCUGAGAUGCUCUUAUUAGGAGCUCUCUCUGGCUUGACGGCAAGCACGAUAAGUUAUCCUUUGGAGGUUGCAAGAAAACGGCUUAUGGUAGGAGCUUUGCAAGGUAACUGUCCACCGCACAUGGCAGCUGCACUUUCGGAAGUUGUUAAGAAUGAAGGUAUCAAGGGCCUUUACAGAGGAUGGGCUGCAAGUUGCUUGAAAGUCAUGCCUAACUCUGGUAUCACAUGGAUGUUCUACGAAGCCUGGAAAGAUAUAUUGCUUGCAGAGAGACGUCCGUUAUGA
Messenger RNA from Fraxinus pennsylvanica, 3192 nucleotides. Lineage: Eukaryota; Viridiplantae; Streptophyta; Magnoliopsida; Lamiales; Oleaceae. The record is from the annotation of a GenBank genome assembly.